Molecule: messenger RNA, 501 nt
Organism: Caenorhabditis remanei
Lineage: Eukaryota; Metazoa; Nematoda; Chromadorea; Rhabditida; Rhabditidae
Exons: 2
Coding region: 1-501 (166 amino acids)
Source: RefSeq, a predicted model, not a curated record
AUGGAUCAAAUCCCACCGUACGAGUACAGUAAGUACGUGUUUGCGGCUCGUGCUGCUGUCAUCACUUGCUCUUCGUUUGAGCUCCUCAUGGUGCUCUUCGGAUCCCUUGGUGAUAGUAACUUCCUUGCUAAACUUCUCUACUUCAUCUUCCUUGGAGGAUCUGCUGCCAUUUCGGCGCACAAUAUUGCCCUUAAUAUUGAUGGACGUGAAGAGAUCAACAAGGUGCUCAGUUCAACUGACAAUGAAGUUCGUGGCAAAUCGGCCGCUCUUGUGCUCGUCCCAGCCGUAGCUGGAGUUUUUGUAUUCCUCUGCGUCUCUGGCCACGCCUUCUUCUCACUUUUCGUUCUUAUCCAUGUUCUUGCUUCUAUUGGACAACUCGGAAUCGAGGCUUAUGAAGUCAGCAAGGGAUCAUCUGGAGGUGCUCCAGCUCCAGUUACUCCAGUUGAAGCUCCAGCUCCACCACCAGCUCAGGAUCCAAGUGUUGCUCCACCAGCUCAAUAG